Molecule: messenger RNA, 986 nt
Organism: Odocoileus virginianus texanus
Lineage: Eukaryota; Metazoa; Chordata; Mammalia; Artiodactyla; Cervidae
Product: serum amyloid A-4 protein
Cellular component (GO): extracellular region
Source: RefSeq, a predicted model, not a curated record
GCUGUCAUCCUCACCCCCUGACCCGCCCAGGGAUGGCUCAGUAUAAAUACAGCCACGUCUCCAAGCAGGCAGGGACCAGCAGCUCUCCUCCACUGGGGAUCAGCACAAUGAAGCUCUUCACAGGCCUCAUUCUCUGCUCCUUGGUGCUGGGAGCCCACGGCCUGCUUUCCUUCCUUGGUGAGGCUUUUGAAGGGGCUAAAGACAUGUGGAGAGCCUACUCUGACAUGAGAGAAGCCAACUACAAAGGUGCAGACAAGUAUUUCCACGCCCGUGGAAACUAUGACGCUGCCCGAAGGGGACCGGGGGGUGCCUGGGCUGCUAAAGUGAUCAGAAGAAUUGAGCAAGACAGACAUCACCGAUGCACACUGGAUUUAAGACCUCUCUUCCCACUAACACCAAAGCCAGGAGAGAUACCAACUGCUGAAUUUCAGCUGGAGAAAGGACACAGCACAAUGAAGCUUUUCAUAGGCAUUCUUUUCUGUACCUUGAUCAUGGGAGUCACCGGUGAAGGCUGGUAUUCAUUCUUCAAGGAGGCUGUGCAAGGGGCUUCGGAUUUGUGGAGAGCCUACUGGGACAUGAGAGAAGCUAAUUACCAAAAUUCAGGCAGAUACUUCCGCGCUCGAGGGAACUAUGAGGCUGCUCAAAGGGGCCCCGGGGGCGUCUGGGCUGCAAAAAUCAUCAGCAAUGUCGGGGAGUACCUUCAAGGAUUCUUACACCAGAUUUACCUUGCAAGAGACAGCAUUGGGUUGGAGGACCAGGUGUCCAACCGGAGAGCUGAGGAAUGGGGCCGGAGCGGCCAAGACCCAGAUCACUUCAGACCUGAAGGCCUACCGAAGAAAUACUGAGUCUUGUGCCCUCUGUUCUCGAGGGACUACGCUGUGAGCCACACAUCACUUCUCCAAAAACAGGGAGUGUGAUUGAGCUCUGUCAUCCCAGGAACUGAGACUUGUACUCAGAGCUGCCCAAUAAACGUUUGUGGAACUGAA